AUGGAGAAUAUUGCUCUGUCGGAUUCCAAUGAUGAUCUAGCUAAUGAAAUUAUUGGAGAUCAUGAUUUAUCUCGUGGACCUCCAAGAAUGUUAGCCGAACAGCAUGUUACAUCUGAAUUACAAGAUGCAGCUAACACUGAUGUAAUUAGAGCUCCAUUUAUAACUUCUGCUAAUACACCAUUUAAACCACUUUUUCCAGCACCGAAUAAUUCAACUCAAAUGUUAUCAAGUGGUUCACCAUUAUUAUUUCAACAGAAAACAAAUAAUAUUCCAACAUUAAAUCCACUUCUUCAACCACCAUCAUCAACAUCACAUUUACCAUCGCCAUUAAUUCAACCUUCCGUUCGUCCACCAUCAAUUCCAAGUGCAUUUCAAUCACCACCAUCGGCAUUCACACCAUUAAAUCCUGCUAAUACUCAACAAUUAUCAUCAUCAUUAAUUCAACCUAAAUUAACAAUUGGAAAUCAACAAACACAAUCUGUUCCAUUUCCAAUGACAACAAUACAAGGUAUCGAAACAACAAAUAAUAUUCCACCACCUAUGAUGAUGCCACCACCUUCAACACAAGAUAUUCCAAAAACACAGCAUAAUUCACAAUUUGUUCCUUCUCUUGCUCUUUCAACUACUUCAACAACAAUGAAAGAUCCAAAUCUUACACUACCUCCACCUCCUCAACAAACUGGCGCAUCAGCACAAGUAAAUCCUUAUUCUGCUCGUGCUUCAUUAACAGAACGUAUUUAUCCAAGUAUGCCAACAUCACAAGCUCCACUUCAGCCACAACAAUUACCGCCACCAGUUAGUUUUCAACAACAAACUAUGCCAUCGAUAACUAGCAAUAUUUUUGUUCCACCACCAACUGUUGCUAGUACAACUACACCAAAUGUUUUUCCAGGAACUGAUACAAAUAUUUACAAUCCAUCUUAUCAGCCACCAGGUGAACCUAAUCCAACACCAUGGACAAAUUAUCCAACAACACCAACAUAUGAUCAACAACAAAAUGAUCCAUCAUCUACAAAUCCUACUGGUAUUUGGGGUUGGUUUAGUGGUAAUAAAAUGUUGGCUACUGUUGUCGAAAAAGCUAAAACUGGUAUUGAAACAGUUAUAACAACAGUUGAUCCUCAAAUGAGACAAUAUAUUCAACCAGGACAUGAAAUUAAUAUCGUAGUUACAUCAGCUAAAGAUGUUAAACUUACACCUGUACGUGAUGCAUUUACACAUGUAUUUGGUCGCGUAACAACUCAAGGAAUUGGUGUUCAAUCAAAUGUUGCUCCACAACCAGUCGGUUUUGAAGCUGGGUUUAAAGGCGCUCAACAACGUAUUGAAAAUCUACGUCGUCAAAAUGUUGUUCAACCUGAUCAAUGUGUUGUUUCAAUUGAAAAUUUUAUUGCCGAACUUGUUCCAGAUAUGUAUUUUGAUCUUGGUUAUGUACUUUUAUCUGAUCCAUCAAAUUCCAUUGAAUUACAUCUAUUCACUCAAGCUAUACCCGUACCUAUUGAAUAUGUAUAUCAAGCACGUGAUCGUACACCAGCUGAUUAUCCAUUAAAGUGGAGUGGUUAUAUGGUAACAAUCGGAGAAAUUCUUCAUUCUCAAUUACCAUGGGUUAAUCCAGAAGAUUGGCAUGAAAUGAUGAGUGGAACAUCAAGACGAGAUAUUAUAUAUGCAACAUGUAAAUCUCUUGCAUAUAUGUAUAAACAAAGACUUAAUCGACAACAAUAA
Molecule: messenger RNA, 1716 nt
Organism: Rotaria sp. Silwood2
Lineage: Eukaryota; Metazoa; Rotifera; Eurotatoria; Philodinida; Philodinidae
Source: the annotation of a GenBank genome assembly